Molecule: messenger RNA, 7008 nt
Organism: Fibroporia radiculosa
Lineage: Eukaryota; Fungi; Basidiomycota; Agaricomycetes; Polyporales; Fibroporiaceae
Exons: 33
Coding region: 1-7008 (2335 amino acids)
Biological process (GO): TOR signaling; protein phosphorylation; negative regulation of macroautophagy
Cellular component (GO): TORC2 complex; nucleus; TORC1 complex
Molecular function (GO): protein serine/threonine kinase activity; protein-containing complex binding; protein binding
Source: RefSeq, a predicted model, not a curated record
AUGGCGUCCACAAACUCGGUCGACGUCUUGGAUCAGCUUUUUCAAGGACUGCGGAGUAAGAGCACCGAAGUUCGUCUCCAGGCUGCAAUAGACUUGCAACGCUAUGUCUCGAACUCUGUCCAUGAAGCCUCUUCGGACGCUUCUGCAAAGCUGUGGGAGGAUACGAUUAAUCGCAGACUGUUUGAUUUGGUUCACAGUCAGAAUAAUGUAGAGAAGCUCGGCGGCAUUCUCGCCAUUGACUAUCUAUUGAAUACGGAGGGUGAGGGCGCGUUGGAAGUUAGGCGACACUUGUACCGUUUCUACAACUGGGUCAAGACCCUACUCCCAAAUCCCGACAUUAAUGUCAUGCUCGCCGCUUCCAAGACUCUCGGUCAAAUAGCAGCCGUCAGUGGCUCUACGUUUGGCGAUCAUUGGCUUGACUACGAGGUUCCUGGAGCCAUCAAACUGUUGCAGGCAGAUCGACAAGAACCGGGACGGUAUGCGGGUGUCCUGAUUCUGAAGGAGCUUGCUCGAAACAGCCCCACGCUUUUCCAUUCACACAUCGAACUCGUAUUUGAGCAGAUUCUCGUACCGUUGCGAGAUACUCGUGUUAUCGUCAGAGAAAGUGCCGCAGAGUUACUUGCAGCCUGCUUAGAGAUCAUCACCCAGAGAGAGCGACAAGUUCGCAGCCCUUUUCUGAUCAAGAUACUGCAAGAUGCGCAAAUGGGAUUGAAAAUUACCCAGUCGGAAACCAUACAUGGCUCCCUUCUUACAUACAGGGAGCUGUUGCUACAUGGUGGCAUGUUCAUGAAGGAGAACUUUUUGGACGCUGCAGAGCAAAUCCUGUCAUUCAGGACCCAUCGCGACUCACUUGUUCGAAAGAUGGUUAUCACAUUGAUACCAACCCUCGCAGUCUACGAUACGCAAACAUUUUCGGAACAUUUUCUUCACAAGUCUAUGGCCCACUUGUUGACACAGCUUGACAAACCAAACGAGAGAUCAGUCGCUUUUAUCGCGAUCGGCCAUGUGGCCACAGCGAUGGGAAGUGAAAUGAAAUCGUUUCUCGAUUCGAUCAUGGGGCAUAUUAAGCAAGGACUUCAGCUGCGAGGGAAGAAGAAUGCUCCUUCGGAGGAGCCGAUUUUUCAAUGUGUUGGCAUGCUUGCGUCUGCUGUAGGCCCCAAUUUAACAAAGCUUCUGCACGAUCAACUAGAGUUGAUGUUCGCGUGCGGUUUGAGUGAACCUCUUCGCCAAGCGCUCACGGCUAUUGCGACACAUAUCCCUCCUCUCCUCAAGACUAUUCAAGAUCGCUUGCUGGACCUCUUGUCUUUGAUUUUGAACGGCCAACAUUACAAGUCCCUCGGUGCCCCAUCGUCUCUCCUUCGUGGUGAAUCGGGACCAUCGAGUUUUGGAGGACAGAAGAACCCGGAGCUGAUCACGUUGGCACUAGUCACUCUCCGAGAUUUUGACUUUAGUGGUCACGUCCUGAACGAGUUCGUUCGCGACUGCGCUCUGCCGUACUUGGAGGAAGAUCACGCUGAAGUCCGUCGUGCGGCUGCAGAGACUUGUUGCCGCCUGUUUGUACGGGACCCAAUUGUGUACCAAGCAAGCAACCAUUCGAUUGAGAUCAUCAGCGAUGUCAUCGACAAGCUCUUGACGGUAGGAAUAGCGGAUCCAGAUCCCACUAUUCGACAAACUGUUUUAUCUUCGUUGCAUGAGCGCUUCGACAAGCAUCUGGCACAAGCUGAGAACGUCCGAGCUCUAUUCAUUGCGGUCAACGAUGAGGUUUUUGAAAAUCGUGUAACUGCCGUUGGGUUGAUAGGCCGUCUUUCCCUGCACAACCCGGCCUACGUCAUGCCUUCGCUUCGAAAGACGUUGAUACAGCUAUUGACAGAGUUGGAGUAUUCCACGGUGAUACGUAGCAGGGAAGAAUGCACUCGCCUGCUCACACUUCUUGUCAGCGCUACUCAGCGACUAAUAAAACCAUAUGCGCUUCCCAUGUUACGCGUUCUUCUGCCCAAGGCAAACGACAACAACGCCACUGUAGCGGCAAAUAUCCUCAUGUGUCUCGGGGAACUCACGCGUGUUGGUGGGGAAGAUGUUAUGCCCCAUGUUCCAGAGCUGAUGCAAGUCAUCAUGUCGAGGCUCGCCGAUCCUUCGCUUCCAAAGCGAGACGCUGCGCUGCAUACUUUGGGUCAAGUCUGUUCUAGUACGGGCUAUGUCGUCACCCCUUUAGUGGAUCACCCUCAACUGCUUCAGAUCUUAAGUAGAAUUCUAAGGACAGAAUCCAAGCAAAGCGUGAGAAGGGAAGUCAUCAAGGUACUGGGUAUCCUGGGCGCGCUAGAUCCAUAUAGACGCAAGAUAAAACCUGAAGAAGAAGCUCCCACCGAAGUUGCCGCAACUCUUGCAAACACAGCAUACAAGAGUUAUAUUGGCACUAGCACUGCAUCUGACGAUUAUUAUCAGACGGUUGCCAUAAAUGCCCUUCUGGACAUUCUGAAGGACCAACAAGCGUAUGAACGCCAUCACAAAGUCAUCGAGGCUAUCAUGUCCAUAUUCAAGACCCAGGGCCUCAAAUGUGUAACAUUCCUUCCCCAGAUUAUUCCAGCCUUUGCCGCUGUUGCGAGAGCAUCAGGCUCUCGUAUCCAAGUCUUCCACCUGGAACAACUUGCCAUUUUGGUCGGGAUUAUCAAACAGCAUGUCCGCAAUUAUAUGCCAAACAUAUUCGAGCUAGUAACUGAUUUGUGGGAGAAUCCAUCUUUACAACUGCCAUUAGUAUCCCUUGUAGAAGCCCUUGGAAGGGCUCUCGACGCCGAGUUCAAACCCUUUCUCCCAACCAUCUUGCCCCUUUUUUUGAAGGUGUUUGACGGCGAGCUUAAUGACAAGACAAUGAGCACACAAAUCAAGAUCUUCGAUGCAUUCCUGACAUUCGGGGCGAACAUAGAGGAGUAUCUGCAGCUCGUCAUCCCUAUCAUCGUGAAGACGUACGAGAGGCCUGACGCAUCUACGCCGUUGCGCAAACGGGCGGUACAGGUUAUAGACGGACUGUCCCGGAGAGUCAACUUCUCGGAUCAUGCUUCGCGGAUCAUACACCCACUUGUCCGAGUCCUGGCUCAUUCAAACAACGAGUUACGUAUGGCAGUUAUGGAGACAUUGUGCUCGAUGGUAGUACAGCUGGGCUCCGAUUUUGCCGUCUUCGUGCCCACGGUAAAUAAGUGCAUGCUGCGCAACCGUAUCUCUCAUCCCAGAUACGAGAAUCUGAUUUCCAAGCUACUGAACGGAGAGCGAUUACCUCAAGACAUCAGCCUUUCGGAACUCCCUGAAAGUUCAAAGACAGCUGAGUUCUCGGCUCCAGCCGAGGCAACAAAGAUGACCGUCAACCAACAGCAUCUCAAACAGGCUUGGGACGUAUCACAGGUCUCUACGAAAGACGAUUGGGUUGACUGGAUGCAUAGGAUCUCUGUCGAGUUUAUGAAAGAAUCACCUUCCCAUGCCUUACGUGCUUGCAUGAGUCUAGUUGAUCUCCAUCCUCCCCUCGCAAAGGAACUGUUCAACGCGGCGUUCAUCUCCUGCUGGGGAGAGCUCUAUGAACAGUACCAGGAAGACCUAGUUCGAUCAAUCGAGACUGCUAUCACGUCGAGCUUCGCUCCUUCCGAUGUGGUGCACCGCCUUCUCAAUCUUGCAGAAUUCAUGGAGCAUGAAGAGAAGGCGUUGCCAAUCGAGAACCGGACACUCGGCGAAUAUGCAAUGAAAUUCCAUGCUUAUGCCAAAGCGUUACACUACAAAGAGUUGGAGUUCUUCACAGAGACGUCGCCUACAAUCAUAGAGGCGUUGCUUAGCAUUAAUUCGAAGCUUCAGCAGCAUGAUGCCGCAUGGGGCACACUACUCAUCGCUCGUGAGCAAUAUGAUGUCAGCAAACACGAAGAAUGGUAUGAGCGGCUAGGCCGAUGGCAGGAGGCUCUGGCAACGUAUGAGAAGAAAACACAUUACGAUCCAGAUAAUCUUGACGUGGCUAUUGGACGUAUGAGAUGUUUGCACGCUCUUGGGGAAUGGACCGAACUUGCUCAUCAAGUCGAAGAGAACUGGGCCAAAGCAAGUCACGAGGACCGCCGAGAAAUCGCACCAAUGGCUGCUGCCGCCGCUUGGUCUCUUAAUGAUUGGGGCUCUAUGGAAGAUUAUAUCGCUACCAUGAAGCCGGACUCUGCAGAUCGCCCCUUCUAUAGAGCAAUUUUGUCUGUUCAUCAGAAUCAAUUCCCUAAGGCUAUGGCACAUAUUACCAAAGCCCGUGAUAUGCUAGACCCGGAACUAACAUCUUUAGUGGGCGAGAGUUAUGGCCGAUCAUACAACACAAUGGUCCGGGCUCAAAUGCUGUCUGAGCUGGAAGAGAUUAUCGCUUACAAACAGUUUGCUGAUCAGUCUGAACGCCAGACAUCUAUGCGGAAAACGUGGAUGAAGAGAUUGCAGGGCUGUCAGCCGGAUGUUGAAGUCUGGCAGCGCAUCCUUCAGGUUCGAGCACUGGUCGUAACACCUGAAGAUGAUCCAGUAAUGUGGAUUAAAUUUGCCAACCUAUGUCGGAAAUCGGAUCGAAUGUUUUUAGCAGAGAAGACCAUAAACUCCCUUCUAUCCUCCGAUCGCGCACCUAAUAUUGUGGUCUAUGCCCACCUGAAGUAUAUAUGGGCAUCCGGUUCCCGAGAGGAGAGUUUGAGCCACCUGCGGCAAUUCUCUGCGAACUUGCAAAGAGCUCUUCAAGCCGAGUCAGCUAGCCAUGCGCAGCCAGAUGUUGCGAGGCCAAAGGCAAGUCAGAAACUCGACGAGCUUUCUCGGUUGCUCGCUCGGUGCUACUUCAAGCAAGGCGAGUGGCAAGUCGCCCUCAAAGACGAUUGGGAAUCUCGCAACAUAAAAGACAUUCUACAUUCAUACUUCCUUGCCACUCACUACGACUCUCUGUGGUACAAGGCCUGGCACACCUGGGCUCUGGCUAACUUUGAAGUGGUUGGUUACUUGGAAAGCCAGUCCGAAAGCAGAGUAAACGGGGUUCCGCCUGACGAUCUGGCUGUGCAUGUUGUGCAAGCGGUCGACGGCUUCUUCCGAUCGAUCUCCUUGCGAAACGAGAACGCGCUCCAGGAUACUCUUCGAUUAUUGACACUUUGGUUCAAAUAUGGAGGACAUGAAGAUGUCAGUCAUGCCAUGAGCACUGGGUUCACGGACCUGGAAGUCGAUACAUGGUUGGAAGUAAUUCCCCAAAUCAUCGCUCGCAUUCAAACCCCUAGUGAAAACAUCCGUAACAAUAUCAACAACCUCCUCAGUGAUGUCGGGAAGCAUCACCCUCAGGCCCUUGUUUAUCCCCUCACCGUCGCUUCCAAAUCCUCCAGCCAUACACGCAAAGAGGCCGCAAGUACGAUCAUGAAUCGAAUGAGGGAACACAGUCCAACAAUUGUGGAGCAGGCUCUUCUGGUUAGCCAUGAGCUGAUCAGGGUAGCAAUUCUCUGGCACGAGAUGUGGCAUGAGGGUCUUGAAGAAGCAUCACGUCUAUAUUUUACAGAUCACGACCCUGAGGGUAUGAUCGUCUUCUUGGAGCCAUUACACGACAUGCUUGAAGCCGGACCCAAAACAUCGCGAGAAACAUCUUUCGCUCAAGUCUUUGGGAGGGAUUUGCACGAAGCUCGCGAAGCUUGUAGGCGUUGGCGAGUCUACGCGGAACAGAGAGACCUUGAUAGAGCUUGGGAGAUAUACUAUGGGGUCUUCAAGCAAAUCGAAAAACAGCUACCUAAAUUGACGACCUUAGAUCUUCAAUUUAUCUCACCGGAAUUGCUCAAAGCUCGUGAUCUUGAGCUCGCCGUGCCAGGCACAUAUCAAAGUGGGCGACCGGUUGUCACGAUCGUUAGUUUUGCCACGAAGUUAUCCGUCAUUCAGUCCAAGCAACGACCACGUCGUUUGUCGUUGCGAGGGAGCGAUGGCAAGGAUUAUCAAUAUAUCCUGAAAGGCCACGAAGAUUUGCGACAGGAUGAGCGAGUCAUGCAAUUAUUCAGUUUGGUCAAUAAUCUCCUCUCCGUGGAUACAAACUGCUUCAAGAGGCGUCUGCACAUUCAACGAUUUCCUGUCACACCUUUGGCCCCUAACGCAGGUCUGCUUGGUUGGGUGCGAGAUAGCGACACUAUGCAUGUCCUCGUCCGCGACUAUCGCGAAUCUCGCAAGAUUCUUUUGAAUAUUGAGUAUAGACUGAUGCUUCAGAUGGCUCCCGACUAUGAGAACUUGACACUACUUCAAAAGAUAGAAGUUUUCGAGUAUGCUCUCGAGAAUACCACCGGCCAGGAUCUAUAUCGAGUGCUUUGGCUCAAGAGCGUUAACUCUGAGCAUUGGUUAGAGCGCCGCGCGACGUACACACGAUCUCUGGCAGUAAAUAGUAUGGUCGGUCACAUCCUAGGAUUGGGUGACCGACACCCGUCGAACUUACUGCUUGUACGCAACACGGGCAAAAUUGUGCACAUUGAUUUUGGCGACUGUUUCGAAGUUGCGAUGCAUCGUGAGAAGUUCCCGGAGAAGAUUCCAUUUCGACUAACCAGGAUGCUCACCCAUGCAAUGGAGGUUAGCGGCAUUGAAGGUAGCUUCAGGAAUACCUGCGAGAUCAGUAUGAAAGUCCUUCGAGAUAACAAGGAAUCUCUCAUGGCGGUCUUGGAGGCUUUUGUAUAUGAUCCACUUAUCAAUUGGAGACUGAUGCAGGCCGAUGUCGAAGUUCGUCAACCCGAUGGCGCGGAUCGUGGUCGCACGGAGAUGAUUCGCGCAGCAGCUUAUCCACAAGGACCUAUCCGUAAAGCCAAAGCAGAUGAGAAUGACAUUUUCAGCGAGCAUCAGGAGAUCCGUAACGAACGCGCCUUGUUCGUCUACAAUCGAGUGCAACAUAAGCUGACAGGCCGUGAUUUCAAUCCCGAUAUUGUGCUUAAUGUGCCCGCUCAGGUGGACAAGUUAAUCAUACAAGCUACUUCACUUGAAAACUUAUGUCAAUGCUUCUCUGGAUGGUGUGCAUUUUGGUGA